Molecule: messenger RNA, 1623 nt
Organism: Naegleria gruberi
Lineage: Eukaryota; Heterolobosea; Eutetramitea; Acrasida; Naegleriidae
Exons: 1
Coding region: 1-1623 (540 amino acids)
Biological process (GO): cilium assembly
Cellular component (GO): ciliary basal body; axoneme
Source: RefSeq, a predicted model, not a curated record
AUGUCUAGGCCCAAUCUACUUAUUGAUGAUAGUUCCAUGAUGGCAAGGGAAACCCCUGUAAGGGAAUACGAAGAAGAGGAGAGGACUCUUAAUAUGGGCUCAUCAUUCAUAAAACCAUCACCAGUAGUUGCUCCUCAACGAUCACCAAGAUUUAAUGAAGACGGAACAAUAAUAACUGUUGGAGGAAGGAAUAGAGAAAGUAAUAUUUCUAAAUAUCCUGAUUUGCCAAAUUUUGAAAUGUAUGAAUUUGAUGAAAUGGAAGAAGUGUUGGAGAGAAUUAUUAAGGAGAAUGAAUUUGUGGAAGAGGAGUUGUAUAUUUUCGAGGCAUUUCUAAAGAAAAUGUCGGAAAGGAAUGGUGUUGCACAGUCACAAGACAGAGAUUUAACGCUCAACUCUAGUGCUAUUAUUAAAAACGAACCAGGAUCACAACUAGCAACUCCAACACAUAAGGAUAAAGUUGAAAAACAAAAACAGCAACAACCAGGAGUGCCUGUUCUGACCUCAGAGUCCAUCAGUGAAAUUAGCGACAAUAGAAUGCAAAGAAGAAAAUCCAUAGAUAAUGCUUCAGUUUCAUCAUUCGAUGAUGGAAGUGAUGACGCCAGUUCUGUGGUCAGUAGUGGAACAACAGGUACAGGUAAAAAGAAAAAGAAGAGAAGACAAGCAGUUCAAGAAUAUCAACUAACAUACGAAAAUAAGAUUGAAAUUGGUUUGAAAGCUAUUGAUAUUUUAAGAAACACAAUAGAAAAGGAAAAUAAGAUUUACGAGAAGGAAAUUGAGAGCAUGAGAGCAAGAGUUCAAGAAGCAGAUUUAGAAAUUGAGGAGGUUGAUAAGGAACAUUUGGAAUUCAGAAAAGAAGUAGUUGAACCAAAAGAGGCUAGAAAUCCUAAUGACAAGGUACAGCUUGGAUCUGCAUUGGCUGCUGAGAAAAUUGUACAAUAUUUCAAAAACAAACAACAACAAAAAGAUACACUCCUUCACAAACUAAAAUUGAAAAUAUCUGAAAUGAGGAAACAAGUUGCCAAGUCCAAGACUCAACUUGAAAGUCGAGAACAAUCAGGUGAUCAACUAACCAAGACUGAUUUUGACCAGCUCAAGAUUGAAAAUGGUCUCAUGAAUAAGAAAAUUGAUGAAAGAAACAAGGAACUAGUCGAUUUAAAGUUGAAUACUGGAGCCCUUUUACAAAAGCUGUCGGCCCUCACAGAGAAGUUAAAUUUACUGAAUCAAGACUCAAAACUAUUCAACAAGGAUAUUGAAAAGAGUAAGAAUGACCUAGAUGCUCUGAAAGAGGAAAUUGAGUUUGUUUUAAAGGACAAGGACAUUGAAUCGAAUAGAAACCAGAAGAUGGUUGCUCAACAUGAACAAGUUAAGGUCCCUGAAAUACUUUCAUAUAUUAAAUUGAAAGCCGAGUUGGAUAUGUAUAGAAAAGAAUUAGCUAAUUGGCAACGAAAAGUUGAAAUUCAAUCAAUGAAUGAAAGUAAUACGAGAAAGAAACUUCAAGGAAUGUUCAUGUCAGGAAAGCAAAGGGUUCCUUCAGCUGGAUCAACAAAGAGUGAAAGCAGUCUUUCAGGAAUCUUGACAACAAAUAACCAACUCUCGAGCAAACAACUAUUCAAGAAUAUGUAA